Molecule: messenger RNA, 704 nt
Organism: Drosophila busckii
Lineage: Eukaryota; Metazoa; Arthropoda; Insecta; Diptera; Drosophilidae
Product: protein-lysine N-methyltransferase CG9154
Exons: 2
Coding region: 9-680 (223 amino acids)
Biological process (GO): methylation
Molecular function (GO): nucleic acid binding; protein-lysine N-methyltransferase activity
Source: RefSeq, a predicted model, not a curated record
CACGUUGUAUGAUGGAGGACGAUGAAAUUGCUUUGCCGGCGGAUACACUAGCCAUAUUAAACGAAUUUCUAUCGGAGCGCUCACAGCGUGAACGUGAAGAAGAAGAGCAAGUGAAACACAAAACCGGCAAGGAUGCACAGUUCGAAGAGGAUUGGCAACUUAGCCAGUUUUGGUACAGUGCAGCAACGAAAGCUGCCAUGGGUCAGGCUGUAGACAAAAUAGUAAAGGAAUCUAAGGACCAUACAAACUUUCGUAUAGCUUUGCUCUCCUGCCCCUCACUGUAUCCGACAAUCAAAGAUGUACACAGCAACGUAAAUAUCUUUGAGUAUGAUCAAAGAUUUGCGGCCUUUGGAUCCGAUUUUGUACUUUAUGACUUUAACGAAGUGGAUACAACUACAGAUUAUCUCUUGGAACACCACAAAUGCUAUGAUUUAAUUAUAGCCGAUCCACCUUUUUUAUCAGAGGAAUGCAUGACUAAAAUGUCCAAAAUCAUAAGAAAUUUGCAAAGGAGCACUGACUCCAAACUGAUCUUUUGCUCCGGAGAAGUGGUAGAGCCUUGGCUGACUGCCUGCUUACCCAUACACAAAUGCAGCUUUAGACCGGAGCAUGAACGAAAUUUGGGUAACGAGUUUGUAAGUUAUGCAAAUUUUAAUUUUGACCAUUUUGUUGAAAAUAAAUAGCGCAUGCUGUGUCUUAAAUGCGAA